AUGGAGAAGAAAAAAAUUUAUGUAGAGACCAUCGGAAUCGCGCGUAAAGCAAUCAACAUUGCUAUUGAGACAGAUGAUUCACAAGUUCUUAGGUUUUUAAAAGAAUACAUUAUUCAAAAGAGACAUUCACUUGUUGAAAAUACAACUGGUGUAUCUCAUUUGGGUCAUGAAGCAAAUAUACUUAAGGAAUGUUCCAAGUCUAAUAUAAUUGAAACUUUACCACCCACCAAUAUUUCUAAUCCUAUUAAAAAGGUUAGAAAAGGUCGACCACCAAAAAUGAAAUGCUAUCAAUCAUCAUUAGAGAAGCAACCAUCAAGAAGUAAAGGGAAGCAACAUAAAUUGAUACAUGGUCCUGGAACAAAUACAUGUGGUGAAUGCGGUGGCAAAGGUCAUAAUCGCCGAUGGCAUAUUAAGCAUGAAAAUAAGAAUUCUGAUUUGUCAACUAUUUGCCAACUUUGUGGUGAUCGUGGUCAUAAAAAAGGAUUGCAUGACCAUGAUUAUACCGAAAUUAAUGAUGAAAAUGAAUGGACGGGGUCUAGUGAUACAGAAUCAACCUUUGAAUCAGAUAAUGAUAAUGCUUAA
Racocetra fulgida is the source of this 582-nucleotide messenger RNA. The record is from the annotation of a GenBank genome assembly. Lineage: Eukaryota; Fungi; Glomeromycota; Glomeromycetes; Diversisporales; Gigasporaceae.